GUUUCUAUCAACGGCGUCGGCCACAUGUUUGCUCGUGAGACGAGAUUUUUCGCGAAAUACCAUUGAAUUAUGGUCAAAAGUGCUGUGAAAUCAUAAAAAGGUGCUGAAUAAACUUGACAGUGACAUUGUACAAUUGAAUUGAAGUGGAAAUUUGCAAUAGUUUGCACGUAAACUCAAUAAAAAGAUUUUUUCAAAUACGCAAAAAGACUACGUUUUUUUCGUCUCUCUUUAUAACAUUAUUCUUCGUCGUCGAAUUGUCAAAUUUCGUCGUACUUUGCGUUCGGUUCGAGACAGCUUCGUGUGUGAAUUUCGGUUUUGAACGAAUAGAAUCGUAUGUGUAGAAAAUUGUACACAAAGCAAAGACCGCAAUAAAGAGGUGUUAAGAAGAAAACACAAAACGUGCGUUUAUAGUGAAUCGGAUUUUGAACUGUGUGAAUCUCAGCGAAUCGACGUUUGUCAACGUCUAGAUAUUGAUUUGUUUGAACGUUUUUGUCAUAUUUAUUGGGCAAGGAAGCAACAAAGAGUUUCCACAACGUUUCAGCAUUUUCUGGAGUAAGUAACGUAACUGACGUUACCGAUACUCCGGAGUCACACGAUAUACGAACUUAAACUAACAUGUCAGCAGCUAAAGAAGAAACUUCAAAAACGAGCGCCACCACUGCCACUCCAACGGUGGUCGCUCCCUCUGGUCAAACGUCUACCGCAGCUUCUACUUCAUACGCUAAUGUAUUGCAAAACUUGGAGGCCAAAAAAGGUGCCAUAGCCAAAAGUGAAACCGCUGAAGUCGCCGUUGCUGAUUCCGACAAUAAAGAAAACCAGCCCAAUUUGAAGACAAUUAAGUCAUGGAGUGAGGAGGCCGCUGCUGCUGAAGCAGCUACUGAAAAUUUAUCCAAUACCGUCGUUGAAGCUAGUCCUUCAGUGACCGGUGAGAAACGGGCUGCAAAUACGGAUGCUGGGGCUGAAAAUUCUUCGGAAAUCGAUGACAAUACUGACUUCGUACCAGUGGUUUCGCACCACCGCCGUGAUCGUAAAAAGCCACGUAAGGAGAAACCUUUUGGACGUGAACGACAAAGUGGCAACGGAAACAAUGGCAAUGAAAAGAUAACUAGCGGAGGCGGUGGGCAGCGUUCCGGUGGCGGCAAUGGCAAUGGUAAUGGCGGUGGUGGUGAAGGUGGACAAAAUAAACGAGUAGGAAGAGCAGGUGGCGGUGGUGCUGUUGAUAAAGAUGGAGAUAAAAAGUAUACUAGCCGUCCACGCCAACGCGGUGGUAGCCCACGUAAGGGUGCUGCUGGCGGAGCACCAAAGUCUCCCAAGGAACGCAAAGAUACUUCGCCAAGUGCUAGUGUCGAGAACACAAGCAGUGGAAAUGAAGCAAAAAGUAGCGAUGAAACUCCAGCGGCUGGAGCAAACGGUGCCCCAGCUGCUCCUCCUCAACCUAAGAAAUACGUUGCGGCACCCCCACCAAAAGUAAACGCUUGGAAGAUAUCAAAACAGUCUUCCAGCCCCAAAACAACCGGUUCGUCGCCAUUAGAAAACAAGCGUGUUUUACAACCUAAACAACAGCAGCCGCAGCAAACGCAGCAACAACCCCAAAAAGUUGCCAACAAUUCAGAAACUGCUCCGGCGCAUACUAAUCCAGUUGCUGAUAGCAAUAAAAGCAACAAUCCAAGCACCGACAGCAGUAAAGCAGCAGCAGCCACUCAGCACGAGGUAAACGCAACAACAGCGUUAAGCUCAACAGCAGCAGCCUCGGCGGCAGCAGCACCAGCAGCAACAACUAUUGUUGUACCCCCCACAGACGUAGCACCGACUGCGGUUGUGAAUAAAGGCAAGAAAGUCAAUCAAAAGGCAAGUGAUUUCACUAACGCCGGCGAUUGGCCUAUGCUAAUAGGUGGCAAGCCCACAAAUAACGAAUCUAAACGUUCCACGAAACAUAAGCAGCGUUCUGCAAACGCAACAAAUAACAAUAAUAAAGAGGAUAACGCUAGUACAGCGGCAGCAGCAACAGCACAAAGCAACGCUGAUCAAGCAACAGCAACAACAAGCACUACUGCCACAGCAGGCGACAAAGCUGCGACAACAAGUCAAACGGCAAAUGAGUCCAGUAAGUCUGGUACGCAAUCAGGCAGCGGUGAAGGCAGCAGUGGAUCUAGUGCCGCAAAUGCCACAACAGCAGCAGCCAACACAAGCUCAGGAUCAAAUGGCAUCAAUAAGAAGAUUCCCAAACACAAGUGGCGACCUCUGCAAAUCGACCUUGCCAAAUCCAGCCGCCCGAAACCGAUUGGACGCCCCGCUAGACGUUUACCAAACACUACGUCUCGCUAUCACCAGCAGCAACAGCAGUACCACAAUCAAGAGCAACGCAGCAGCGGCGGUGAUCACAACAAUGUCGGAGGCGCAACAGAACAACAACAGCGCAGCGAUUGGCGUCAACAUGCACCGCCAAGUGCCGGCGGUGGUGAAACAGUACGCGGCGGUGAACGCCCAGCGCGGCCCACUUCCCGCCCUACUGAGCGCAUUGAUUCCUGGCGUAGCGGCAGCGGCACCGAGCGCAGUAGUGCCGUCGGUGGCGGCAGCGUCGCAGAACGCGACUACGAGCGGCCAGCGCGCACGCAACGGCGCUUCCGGACGUCCUAUCGGGGUGGGCGGCAAGGGCGCGGUGGAUUCACAAGACCGGGACCAGGUCGUACGUCAAAUCGCAUACCACGCCAUCUGUUAACCAGUGGCGAAUACGCAAGCUAUUUGCCGGCGGAUGCAGCCGGUGUCGAACAGUCCUCGUUUGUGCUCAUGGGCACGCACUAUUACGGCCCAGUGCCGGCGGCCUAUAUUGAAAUGGACGCACAAGCGGUUAAGGAAUCGAUCAAGAAACAAGUUGAAUACUACUUCAGUGAAGAGAAUUUAACUGGCGAUUUCUUUCUGCGUCGUAAAAUGGACCCAGAAGGUUGUAUUCCAGUCACAUUGAUUGCUUCUUUUCAUCGCGUCUUAGCUCUGACUACCGACGUGGCAUUGCUCAUUAACGCCAUCAAGGAGUCCGAGAAGCUGGAGUUUCUCGAAGGCUACAAAGUACGCACAAAGACAAAUCCCACAAUAUGGCCUAUUCGCGACGUGAUCGAGACUACAUUUAAUCCAGCCGCACAGGUGGCUGUUUCAAAUGCAGCAGUGAACACUGCAAUUGGCCAAACACCAGAAAGUGUAAAUAAUGAUAUACAAAAGACUAACCAACCAGCGAAUGCUACAGCCAGCGCUGGCAACGAUAACAAUGUUGCGCCCGGCAGUGGUGGCGAUGGUGUUAACGUUGCGGCCACUCAAACUGUAGCUGAUGACAAUAAGAAUGCGGCAAGUCCCAUUGUGGCUGCCACGCCUACGGUAACGCCCAUUGCUGGUGUGGCGUACCCCAGCGAAGUGCCCUUACCGCCCAUACUUACCUCAGCUAUGGCAACGAAACCAUUGACUAGCAUCCCGCCACCGCCAGUGCCACGCAACUCUCAAAAUUUGGUCUCCUCGCUCUUGUUGCAGCAGGUGAAGCAAGUACCGACACCAGCUGUGAAUGCAGAGAAGGCCAUAAGCGCGCUCACACAAAAAGUGGCUGAAGUGGAGACUGGCAGUGGUGCUGUGGCUCAGUUGGCCGAUCACUUGAGUGGUCUGGCCGAAUGCGUGAAGAUGCCAACAGUGCCUACACAACCGCAAUUGACGUCGUCGACGCCACAGAAAGUGCAACAGAGUGUUGGUAAGAGGAGGGAGGAGCAAGGCAACACUGGAAAUACAGCGGCGGUGGUUGCCGACGAGACGGCGGGCGAUGCCGCUGAGGGCAUGUGGAAAGAGGUAAAGAGACGCUCAAAAUCAAAUGCUUUAAAAGAUACUAAAUCUCCCAAUCAACAACACUCCACACAAUCGCUAUCUACACAACAACAACAACUACAACAAAACAUUAAAACAUCCAACACAAAUGCUACCUCUGAAACGAAAUCAUCAUCGAUCACGCCAAAUAACAAUAAUAAUGUAAACAAAAUCGCUACAAAAACAAACACGGCAACAACCACAUUGAUCACUUCGAACGCCUCCUCCGCCACAUCGAAUGCCAAAAAUGUAAUUAACACGAACAACAUUACGAAUGCCACUACCACAACAACCAUUAUCAACAACAAAACAGCUUCUCCGCCCACCCCGCAAUCAGCAGCAGCUUCAGUUGGCGCCACCACAAAUGCCACUGAAAAGGAAGAAUUAGAUUUCCAAUUCGACGAAGAACUUAUGGAUCCCAUCCCAGCAUCUGGACGUAUAAAUAAUUUCACCGAAAAUUUCUCCGACGACGACGAAUCCGACUACGAAUUUGCUGAUCGCGACAUUAAUAAACUGCUGAUUGUCUCACAAGUACAACGUGCACCGAAACACGAAGGCUACGAUCGCACUGCCGACUACCAUUCACGCACGAAAAUCACACAAGAUCUCGAGAAUGUCAUAAACGAUGGUUUGGCCAACUAUGAGGAAGAUCUCUGGACCACAUCGAAUGUGGGCACAGCUUAUCGUACGGUAAAUGUAAUAUCCCAAGAAGAUUUUGAGAAAAUGAGUGGUGGUCGCGGUCAACGCAUCUACGCACAACAAGCACCGCCACCACCGCCGCCAGCUUAUGAGGAUGAGGAUUCCACACUGAAUAGUACACUCAAUUCGACAUUGAAAUCACGUCGUGCACGUUUCUAUGCCGCACCCAGUUCACAUUCAAUUGAUCCGCGUACGCCACGUAAACGUAAGACCCGCCAUUCAUCGAAUCCACCAGUGGAGGCGCACGUCGGUUGGUUGCUCGACUCGGUCGAGCAUCGUCCACGUACCACUUCUAUGGGUUCGUCGGCGGGCACUUCACCAACAACCUCAUCCUAUGGUUCAUCUGUGCCACAAUCUUUGCCGGUCUUCCAACAUCCUUCGCACUCGUUGCUAAAGGAGAACAAUUUUACACAACAAGCUUACCACAAAUAUCAUUCACGCUGCCUGAAGGAGCGCCGUCGUCUAGGCUAUGGCCAAUCACAGGAGAUGAACACACUGUAUCGUUUCUGGUCAUUCUUUUUGCGUGAAAAUUUCAACAAAACAAUGUACAAUGAGUUCCGUUCUUUGGCGCUGGACGAUGCCAGCCACGGCUUCCGCUAUGGAUUGGAGUGUCUGUUCCGUUUCUUUUCGUACGGUUUAGAGAAGAAAUUCCGACCAAAUGUCUAUGAGGACUUCCAGGAUGAGACAAUCGCCGACUAUGAAAUUGGUCAACUCUACGGUCUAGAGAAAUUCUGGGCUUUCCUCAAAUACUACAAAAAUGCCGACAAACUUACGGUAAAGCCAAAAUUGGCCGAGUACUUGAAAAAAUUCAAAACUAUCGAAGACUUCCGUGUCGUCGAGCCCGAAAUCAAUGAAAUGCUGCAAGGUGUUGGCAGUCUCGGUCGCGGUCGCAACUUGAACCGGUUACGCAGCGUCUCCGAGAGUGAUGGCACAACGGUAGUUGGCGUCGGUGGACGCAAGCCGAAUACGACAAUCAGCAAUCGCAGCGACUAUGUCGGCAAUCGACCACAAUAUCAGCAACAACACCAACAGCAGCAGCAACACAAUAAUCAACCGGCCGGCAAUUAUGCCAACUUCAGCAGCAACCGACGCCGCACCGGCUCCUUCGGCAGUGGUAAUGUGCGUGUACGUAGCGGUUCGUUGGGCAAUAAGCCGCAAGUGGUGACACGCAACAAUAAUUAUCAUCAUCACCAUUACGGCAGUUCACCGCACGAGCUGCGCCGUGGCGGCAGCAAUUCCGGUUUGGCACCGCACAAACAGCAAAAUCGCCAACAACAGCAGCAGCAGCAGCAUCAGCAGCAACAACACCAACAACAGGCGCAAAAGCCUAAACAGCAGCAGCAGCAACAAGUACAAAUUAAGGAUUCCAAUAAUGCGCUGGGCGCAAACUCAACAGCGGCGAAAAAAGAACAUCAUCAGAACUAUGCGGCGGCGGCAGCAGCAAAAUCAAGUAAUAAAUCGAUAGUCAACAACAAUACAGCAACAAAAGUCACUGCGCCAGCCGCAACGGCAAGCGUGGCGGCGUCGGGCGUGAAUGCAACAUCAGCGGAGAAAUAAUUGUUUAUUAGCAUGAUUUUCCUUGAAUACAAAAACAAAAAACACACACACACACUUAUUUGCUACUGUUAGUUUAUCUUAUUAUAAUUACUAUAUUUUUUUGCAUAACGUAUGUGUUUUCUGCUAGUUUUUGAGUAUUUUCAUGACUACAAGCGACACACACACACAAAAUUAGUAUACAACACACAUAACGGUAAACUAAUAUGCAGACAACGGAAUAAAUAAUGCAAGUGAAUGCAAAAAGUUCAAUUGAUAGCGAAAUAUCAAGUCAAAUCAAAUUAUAACAAUGAAAAUUAGUAAACCCUUAGCAAGACGGUUGCGCAAAAAUUGACAUUUGCUCUCUGGCAUUCUUAAUAAAUACAAAUACCCGCAAGGUCAAGUUGAAGCGCAACGUGUAAAUGAUUGAAAAUCAUGUUAAAACAUGUUACAUACACCUGAAUUUUGUUUUUAUUUUCUUUUUAACUUAAUUUAUGAAAAAAAAUAAAUUAUGAAGAUGCUCAAAAUACUGCAAAACUUUAUGAAAAACCCACACACACAUACAUUUAUAUACUAUUACUACGAUAUUGUCAUGCAUGUUACUAUUAAUUGUAAAUCUAAUUUCAUAGACGUUCAAAGCGUCGCUUUACGACUUUACAUACAUAGAUAUAUCUACAUAUAUAAAACAACCGAACAUAUAACGUUAAAGAAAUAUAUUUGCUAAAGUGACUUUUGUAUAAAAAUGCGAAAAAAAGCGCAAACACAAACAAAUAUGCAUUGAUAUUUUCAAAAGGCAAAAAGGCAAUCAAAGGGAAGGAGUUUGACACCACAAUAUAUACAUAUGUACAUACAAACUUCCAUAAGUGAAUGGUUGGUUGAGUGUAGUGUGAGUGAGUAGGUUUAACUGUAACGGUUGUAAUGAGCAGCUCCUUUUAGCUCAACAGAUGUUCACCAAAACACAACGAAUACGAAGCAAACGAGGUUUACACUCACAUAAAAAAAUAUAUAGCCAACAUGAGACUGUUGCGCCAAGCCAAUGGGGGGGAAACUAUUGAGCAAUAAUGCAUUGUUGAUGCAUAACAUUUAAGGUUUACUACUGCAAGCAGAGUUAGAUACAAAUUGCAAACAAUUUCACAUAAAUAUUUCUAUUUGCUAAAUAUAUAUAUGUACUUUAUUUACAUAUAUAGUAUGGAUACACAUACAUAUAUUGUGCUGGACUACAACUUUUGGGUAAACACAUUUUUUUAAAGUAAGAGUAGCGGCAAAUCAAGAGCGUAGCGAGUAGUCGACACAGUGCAGCCAACUGCGUGCAUGUGUGUGUGUACAGUGCCAACCAAACUAGCUAGCAGCAAAGGUAAAUUAGUUAAAAGUUAAAGAAAUACGCGUGGAAGACACACAUGCUGCUGCACUGCGUUGCAUAGCGGAAAUUAAUAUACAUUUUUUUUAGAAAGGGAAUCGCUUACAUAUGAAGUAGUAGGUCAUUAGAAAACAAUUCAGAGUGGAGAAGGCAAAUAGCUAAGAUAUUGAAAAAAAACGCAUAAUAUGCAAAAAUAUUUAUGCUAAGUAAUUUGAAAAAAAAAAAAAAAAAAAUUUAAUUAAAUGAAGUUAUUUAAAAAAUACAACUACAACUACAACAAUUAUGUGUUAGUCUAAAGCCACAAGAAAAGUAAAUUAAUGCAAUAAAUGACAAAGGCAGACAUAACAAUUGUAUACAAGCAUUGCUAAGCCAAUAAAAUUUAUAUAUUUAUAUUGUAUAAGUAUGUAUUAUAUAGUGAGUGCGUUAUGACGUUGACAACUGUUCGACAACAAACACUACUACUACUAACCACAUAUAUAAAUAUGUAUGCUUAUAUGUAAAGUACAGUUAUAUAGUAUAUAUAGAUUGAUACUUGAUAUUUAAAUGCAAUGCGCAGUAAACGAAAACAAUAACAACAAUAUAUUUGUAUGGUAAAUUAAAUAUAAAUUUAUGAAAUAUUAAAAUAUUGUAAGCGUUAACACGCAAUAAUUAUGUAAACGUUUGAUUAAAGCUGCAACAAACAACUAAGUAAACCUAAAGCAAGACAGCUGUAGAGUCAUAAGCAUUUAAAAAGCAAGAAAACAUUAUAACAACAAAAAGUCGCAGAGCAUAACAUGCAACAUGCGAAAAAAGUUUCAAACAUCUUGCAACAGCAAAAUGUUGCACUGUAGAAUGUUGCAGCUCUAAAAUGUUGUAACUGUAAAAUGUUGCAGCUGUAAAUUUUUUGCAACUGCAAAAUGUUGCAACUGCAUAAUAUUGCAACUUUAGAAUGUUGCCUCUUUAAAGUGUUGCGGUUCCAAAGUUUUGCAACUUCCAAAUGUUGCAGCUGUAAAAUCUUUGGAACUGCAAAACGUUGCAACUGCAUAAUGUUGCAACUCCAAAAUGUUGCAACUUCAAAAUGUUGCAGUUCCAAAGUUUUGCAACUUCCAAAUAUUGCAGCUGUAAAAUGUUUGCAACUGCAAAAUGUUGCAACUCCAAAAUGUUGCAACUGCAUAAUGUUGCAACUCCAAAAUGUUGCAGUUCCAAAGUUUUGCAACUUCCAAAUAUUGCAGCUGUAAAAUGUAUGCAACUGCAAAAUGUUGCAACUCCAAAAUGUUGCAACUCCAAAAUGUUGCAGUUUCAAAAUGUUGUAAUUAUGUGUCAUAUAAAGCACCCAAAAAGCAGCAACAAAUUUCCUAACCGUUAAAAAGAAUGUAGAGCUCUUCUUCUUAAAUAUUGAUAUUGUGUGUAAUACAUAAGUUACCACUAACCAGUAAAGUAAUGUUAAUGUACUCAUCAAUGCAACAAAUUGCAAAAUUCCUUACGAUUACGUUGUGAAUUUUUUUUUACACAUUCUUUUAAUUUAAACUAUGCCACUCAAGCAAAAAUAUUGCAUACACAUGUUGCCACAUGCCACAUAACAUUUAUAUAUACAUAUAUAUUGACACAAACACCCACACUGCCGUCUACUACUACACAGUGUAUGCCCCAACAAUAGCAUUUUCACACACACUCACACCAAAAUCACCAAAUAGAAAUUUAUAAAAAUAACAAAAACGUCGUGUUGCAAAUAACGCUGCAUGCGCGAAUUCCAAAUGCACUGUGUUGCCGUAAGAAAAUCCAUACAUUAUUGCAAUUAAAUCAACUUCUGUAUAACACUUGUUCUGCCGGCCAUAUAACGGUUGAGCGUCUGUUUUUUCUCGAUUUGUUUUUUUUCCUCAAAUGAUUUCAUAAUUAACUUUUUUUUAUUAAUUAGUUGUGUAAGUGAUUUCAAACUAUAUACAUAUAUAUGUUAAUUAAUGUUAAGUUUUCAUUUGGUUUUUGAUUACAACUUUGAAUUAACGAAUACAUAUAAAUAUAAAAAAAAAUUAAGUAAUUAAAAAAUAAAAGUAAAAAAAAAAAAAUUAUAUAAAUAAAUAAAAAUUUGAAAGCGUUUUGAUGCGCUAAAAACUAAAAAAAAACUACUGAAUUUAAAUAUUAUUAACUAUAAAAUGCUGAAAUAACUAAAUGCAACUCUGCAACAAGCCGUUACAUGUAGCCAAACAAAAUUACGAAUUAAACCAUUAAAUCAAUGAACCGUCAUGAGCUGAGAAUAUGUAGUUGUUUACACUAAACGAUAACUAAUUAAUCAAGUAAAAAAUAUAAUUUAAAAAGAAAUAAUUAAUUUUUUAUGUAUGUUUAAGUGCAAAAACAAAACAAAAAAGCAGAAGUUAAACUAAUGAAGCAAGUAACAAAAAGUUGAAGCACAUACAACCAUAUAAAAAAAUAUAAAUAUAUACUUAUAUAGAGACUUUUUACCAAAACGAAUUAACUAUGUAAACUAAAACUGAAACUGAGAAAAUGUAUAAUUAUUUGAAACAAAGAAGCAAUCGUUUUUCGUUAAACCAAAAACAAAUGAAAAUGGCAUAAUUUAUUAUAGUUUGCAACAAACCAACAAAUAUUUGCAAUACGUUUGUUUGUAAUUAACGAAAAAUCACUUUUUGUGUACAUACAUAUAUACAACAACAAGUUUAGCGCUGUAAUUUGAAUAUUAUCGUUUUUUUAUUAUUUAAAUACCUAUACUUAAAUUAUAACAAUUUUAAUGCGUUUUUUUAGAAUAAUUUUAUUUUUCUUCUUGGCUAUAAAUUUACAUAAAAAUAUUUUUCUUCUUGUAAAUAAUUUUACGGUGCGUAGAAAUGAAGUGAAAAAGAUAUUAACUAUUAUAGCUGCAAUUUGUGUGCAAAAACACAAGAAAAAUUAGCAAAAAAAAAACAAAUUCUAAAGUAAAAUCUCAAAAAAAUUCAGACCCACACAAAAUUAACAGAAUAACAACAUAUACGAAAUAAUAUGCGUGAAUAACUAAUAAAUUUCAAAAUUUCUAAAUAAAAAA
Messenger RNA from Bactrocera tryoni, 10433 nucleotides. RefSeq names its product la-related protein 1 (gene larp). Gene Ontology annotation, molecular function: RNA cap binding. Gene Ontology annotation, cellular component: cytoplasmic stress granule; cytosol. NCBI's taxonomy places the organism in Eukaryota, Metazoa, Arthropoda, Insecta, Diptera, Tephritidae. The coding region runs from base 616 to 6093 and encodes 1825 amino acids. The transcript is spliced from 7 exons. Gene Ontology annotation, biological process: mRNA stabilization; positive regulation of translation. The record is from RefSeq and is a predicted model, not a curated record.